AUGGAGGAGAUAAAGAUGGGCAUUCCACUGAUGGCACUGGACCUGCAGAAGGCCGGUGGCAUGAACAGCCCGUGCAAAGCCGCUCCUGCAGCCGGCAUGCUGCCCGGCGGGAUCCCACUCUUCCUGCUGCUGCUGCUCCAAGUGGCCUGGAGCUGUUCCAACCUUGCCUGCUACACUGACUACCUUGAGACAGUCACCUGUGUGCUGGAGACGUGGACGCAGCAGCCCCACACCCUCAUGCUGAUCUGGCAGGACCCGUAUGGAGAACUGGAGGAUGAGACCACCUCCUGCACCCUCCACCUGUCCGCUCACAAUGGCACACAUGCGCGGUACACGUGCCACAUAAACGUGGUCCCCUUCAUGGCCGACGACAUUUUCACCAUCAACAGCACAGACCAGUCCAGCGGACAAUCCUGGGAAUGUGGCAGCUUCAUCCUGGCGGAAAGCAUCAAGCCCUCUCCGCCCUUCAACGUGACCGUGACCUUCUCGGACAGUUACCACAUCUCCUGGAUCAACGACUAUGAGAACUCUGCCUCCUUGCUGAAGGGCAAGCUUCAGUACGAGCUGCAGUACCGGAACCGGGCUGCACCCUCGGCUCUGAGCCCGGUGAGAAAGCUGGUCUCCGUGGACUCGAGACACAUCUCCCUCCUUCCCACGGAAUUCCAAAAAGGCUCAAGCUACGAGGUGCAGGUCCGGGCAGGGCCCCAGCCCGGCUCCUCCUUCCAGGGGACUUGGAGCGAAUGGAGUGACCCAGUCAUCUUUGAGACCCAGCCAGAGGGUGAGUACCGUGCUGGGCAGCAGAAGAAGCUGUGGGUGUUCCCACAGGUUCCCAGCCCUGAACAGUUCUUCCGGCCCCUGUACGAAGGCCACAAUGGGGACUUCAAGAAAUGGGUGGGGACACCCUUCACUGCCUCCAGCCUGGAGCUGCGACCUGGGGUCCUGGGACUCCCCGCGAGGCUGGAGGAACAGAGUGGCUGCCCGUUACCAAGUACGGCCAAGGAGCUGGUGUCCACAGAGCUCCCAGAGCCCCCUGAUGGGCUGGAGGUGGAUGGAGGACCCUGGGAUGUAGCCCCCUCUGCAGCUGGCAGCACUGAAGUGUCUGGCUACAGCGAUGACGGGGACCGGCCCUAUGGUGUGGUGUCCAUCGACACAGUGACUGUGGCGGACGCAGAGGGGCCGUGCGCCAGGGCCUGCAGCUGCGACCACGAUGCCUAUCCAGCCCUGGACUUGGAUGCUGGCCUGGCCCUCGAGGACCCGCUCUUGGACCCGGGGGCCACUAUCCUCUCCUGCGGCUGCGUCUCAGUUAGCAGCCUGGCUGUGCUGGGGGGACCCUUGGACAGCUUCCUGGACAGGCUAACACUGCCCCUGGAACCUGAGGUGGACUGGACCCCCGGGCUGCCCUGGGAUGAAGGGCUGCCUGGUGACAGUGAGGUCGGCUCGCCCCCGGCCGCCCUGGACAUGGACACUUUCGACAGCGGCUUUGCAGGUUCUGACUGUGGGAGCCCUGUGGAGCGUGGCUUCACCAGCCCAGGCGAUGAGGGACCCCCCAGGAGCUACCUGCGCCAGUGGGUGGUCACGGCCCCUGUGCCUUCCUCACCAGGGUCCCAGGCCAUCUAG
Messenger RNA from Elephantulus edwardii (Cape elephant shrew), 1617 nucleotides. It is a transcript of the gene IL21R, whose product is annotated as interleukin 21 receptor. The coding region runs from base 1 to 1617 and encodes 538 amino acids. The record is from RefSeq and is a predicted model, not a curated record. Gene Ontology annotation, molecular function: protein binding; cytokine receptor activity. Lineage: Eukaryota; Metazoa; Chordata; Mammalia; Macroscelidea; Macroscelididae. The transcript has 8 exons. Gene Ontology annotation, biological process: cytokine-mediated signaling pathway; immunoglobulin mediated immune response. Gene Ontology annotation, cellular component: membrane; external side of plasma membrane.